Molecule: messenger RNA, 1548 nt
Organism: Cynocephalus volans (Philippine flying lemur)
Lineage: Eukaryota; Metazoa; Chordata; Mammalia; Dermoptera; Cynocephalidae
Gene: STPG2
Product: sperm tail PG-rich repeat containing 2
Exons: 12
Coding region: 1-1548 (515 amino acids)
Source: RefSeq, a predicted model, not a curated record
AUGUAUGAUCGGGCUCCCCGCUUCCUCGGAUUGGCUGAGGGUGGCAGCACUGAGGCCCAUGUAGGUCCUGGAUCCUACCAGGUACCUUUCCUGAAGCAGCAGGCAACAGGUGGCUAUGCACCAUUUCUUUCUUUGACUGCCAGAGAAAGUGCUUUUACUGUUGCCUCUAGCACUGAGAAAGCUUUUCCAGGUCCAGGACAUUAUAAUGUUUCAGAAGCACAGUUUAAUAUAAAAGGAGGCUAUAGUCUACAAAACCGGGAGAAACGUUUUAAGAAGUUUAUUUCAGAUAAUCCAGGACCAGCAAGCUAUGAUCAGUCUUAUGCUGGAACACAAGAUAUCAUGAACAGAAAAAAAAUUUCAACAGCACCUGUGGUUACCAGAAGUUUUGAUGUUCCUUCAAUUCCUUCUUAUGGACAGUCAUAUGGUUAUCAUAUUAAUGAGGAUGGCAGUAUUAUAAAACGCUUUCCACCUGCUAGUGACCCUACAAUAGGUCCAGCAUAUUACAAACCUCAAUUUGAUGUUUCCAAUGCAACUUUGAAAUACAAAGGUAUACAUUUUGGCAAUUCUCUGGGAAGACAAGAGUUACCUAAAAAGUCAGGUCCUGGUCCUGGACAGUAUGACAUAGAACAGGAAAAGACAUUACAUUAUGAAAAUAUUAAUAUCAAGAAAGAUCAACAGCAAAAUUAUUGCUCAUAUAUCCCACGAUUUUAUGACAUAAUAAUAUUGCAGGAGGAGAAAAAGGGAGUACCAGGACCUGGAAGAUAUGACAUUAAAAGUCAGUUUCAGAAGACUGAAAAUAUGACACCAAAUGUAAACAAUGCCUCCCCUGCUUUUCUUUCUCAAUCCCAGAGAUUUGUAUCUAUGAAAUCAAUCACCCCUGCUCCUGGCACAUAUAAUGAACCUCAAAAUGCUCUGAAGUCCUUGAAGAAAACAUUAGGACUGAAAAAUACCCCAUUUGGUCAAAGUGCUCCUCGAUUCACAAAGGACUCCAGGACAGAGGAAAUGCCAGGUCCUGGAUUUUAUAAUAUCUUAAACAAUACCAUAAUUGCCAAUGUUAGAAAUAUCUGCUGGAAGAAACAAAAGAAAAGUGCAUUUGGUUCUUCUGUUCCUCGGACUUUCUUCAUAGUUCAGAAAGAAACUUGUACUACUCCUGGGCCUGCUGAUUAUCAGGUCGGUGGAAUUUUUGAUGAAUUACCUAACUUGACUAAAAAAUAUGCUGCUUUCUUGUCAAGAAAAGGAAGAACUACUGAAGUACCAGAUAUGGUUAUUCCAGCACCAGGCAGCUAUGAUGUUCAAAAAUCAUAUGAAAUGUCUCAAGUUAAACAUAAAUACAUGCCACCUCGUAGUUUAAUGGCUAAAAGAAAACAUGCCUCCUUUCUUAGUGCAACUCCUCGAUGCCUGGAAAAAGUGACAGAUGGGCCAGGGCCUGCAGCGUACAAUCCUGUUUUAAGGAAAUCUUGCCCCAUACCGAUAUUUGUUAAAGCAUCAAAGCGUUUUGAAAAGUCCAAAGAGAUUACUCCUGGCCCAGCAACAUAUGAGGUUUGUUAA